This is a messenger RNA of Zootoca vivipara (common lizard), 577 nucleotides long. RefSeq names its product NADH:ubiquinone oxidoreductase subunit B6 (gene NDUFB6). The record is from RefSeq and is a predicted model, not a curated record. Gene Ontology annotation, biological process: mitochondrial electron transport, NADH to ubiquinone; mitochondrial ATP synthesis coupled electron transport. Lineage: Eukaryota; Metazoa; Chordata; Lepidosauria; Squamata; Lacertidae. Gene Ontology annotation, cellular component: respiratory chain complex I.
CGCUGCCCGCUACCGGGCAAGGUCGCGCGGCGGGGCCGGGAGCGGAAGGGCUAUGGCGAUGGCUCCUCCGAGCGGCGGCGGCGGCGGCGGGGUGGUCCCUCGGGGGACGGUGAUGGGCUACACGGCCGACGAGAAGCUUCGCCUGGAGCAGCUGAGGGCGCUGCGGCGCCGCUGGCUGAAGGACCAGGAGCUGAGCCCCAGGGAGCCCGUCCUGCCCCCGAGGAAGCCGGGCCUGGUGGAAGGCUUCUGGGAGGGAUUCCUCAAGCCUGGCGGGUUCUGGAGGCAGCAGGUAUUCAAAACCUACAAAGCUUCAAAGUUUCUUGUAUAUCGGCUCCUUAUUCCUUUUUGGCUUGUCCACUAUUACACCAAGUAUCACCUAGCGCGUCGGCCAUACGGAAUAGUCGAGACAAAGCCCAAGUUAUACCCAGGUGACAUAAUUAUGGAGACGGGGGAAGUCGUUCCCCCGUUGGAAAUACCCGGCAGCCAUCAUUAAGAGGCUCAAGAACUUUGAAAACCGCAGACACGUGUCUGUCUUCAGGAUGUAUCAAAUUUAACAAUAAAGGUGACUUCCAGACUA